Messenger RNA from Effrenium voratum, 678 nucleotides. The record is from the annotation of a GenBank genome assembly. NCBI's taxonomy places the organism in Eukaryota, Dinophyceae, Suessiales, Symbiodiniaceae.
AUGGAUGCGCGGGCUGCCUUCGAUCAAUUCUCAGAUGGCAAGCACUUCCUUGACAUCGAUGACCUAAGCUGUGCAGUCAUCGCCGUCUUCGGCUUCAAGUUCAAGAAGCAGGACCUUCGGGACCUCAUGGACCAGUACUCGGAGCCUGAAGUGGGCGUGCGGCUUGAGGCGUUUCUGGCUCUGGUUGAAGACCGAAGGCGGGUCUUUGGGGAAAGGGAUCGUGCCCUUCGCUUGUUUACAGCCCUGGACAAGAACGACCAGGGCUUCCUGGACCUCAAAGGCUUCCAGGAGGUGUGCUCGGAUACUUGCCGCCCGGUGGCCCGCCGAGCCGCCGAACUCUUCCAAGAGAUGGACAGGUCCAAGGCGGGCUCUGUGACCUUCUCCGACUUCGAAGCCUUCCUGGCCGGGGAAGACUGCAGGGAAACUGCUAGGGACUGGACGCAGCUGCACAGCCACAUGGUGAAUCACUUUGCAGACAUCGAAAGGCUUAUGGAGGAGACCGAGGGGGCGAGCGUGUCGCCCCUUCAAGAGCUGGCAGACAUUCGGCAGAGACACCAGCAGAGGUUCAAAGAAAGGGAAGCGCAAGCAGCGGAAGAGGAAAGGAGGCUAGAACAGGACAGCAGAAGGAUGCGGAACUCGCUGAGCAGUACGCCAAAGAGGAGGAAGAGGCGAGAUUGA